GAUCGAAUAUAUCCUGCUCCUGUCUGUAACUUUAUCUCAGCGCUUCUCAACCUUUUAUAGUUUUGCUUCAGGACAGAUUUUACAUUGGACAUCAAGUGUCGACCUGCCAUAGAUUAAACAUAACCUGUAUUUAAUUUAUCCUGACUUGCAUUUCCUUUUAUGUUGCAUAGUUUUAUGUUGCAUAGUUUUCCAGUAGGCCUACAAGGACCAGGAGGUGGAGCUUGCACAGUCGUUGACAUCAACUAACGUUACUUAGUGGCGAGUUAACAGCAGUUAGCAGGAAAGACAGCAAAAAUUAAGCAAAUGAGGCUUUGGGGAUUUUUCCGAAAGAAGUCCGUAGGUUUUGGGACUACAAUCUGACCAGCUCUAUUGCAGUGAGCACGUGAAGGGUUCCUAAGAUUGAGAAGACUAAUGUAUUUGGGUACACUUUACCUGUUAAACUUUCUCACCUUUUUUUGAGCACUUUAUCUUGAAAAGGUAAAUAUAAAUGAUGUGUGAAUGUCUCCCUUUGCUUCCAUUGCCCCCCUUAUGCCUAUGUAAUUUUCUAGAGUAGAAUUUUAUUAGUCAUUUUGACCUGCAGUGGCUGUUCUGACUCAUGCACAAGGCUAGAUCAGACGUGUGAAGAUUUUAUUUAAUAAUUUACAAUUCUAAAAAUUUAAACGAGUGAGUGAUUUAACCAGAACAAAAACGGAAGGGGGACAAAGCCUGGACAUAGAAAAUCAAACACGACUACAUUUCCCAUGAUCCACCGCGGAGGUGAAAGUGGGCGUUGCGUACAGACUGCGCGGGCUUCGUUCGAAAGAAAAUGGCGGAGCUUCAGAAUGAUAGAGUAGAACGGUGUGAUGUCAGCGCCGCCCACACUGAGGUGUCAGAAGAUUCUCACGGGAUCAAGCGGCCACAUGAUAGUAAUCACAUCUCAGGUCCUCCUCUGAAGUCUCCCUGCACAUCACCUGCUCCUGCAGUGAUCCAAACAUUAGGGGAGGAGGAGCGGCCGAAGGACUCCAAGAUGAGCUCUGUUGAGGACGGUAUUAGAGAAACAAUGAGCAUGAAUUUCACUGCUCCAGAGCAAAGUCCUCGCUCACGGAGGAAAUCAUGGAGGAGAUCGUCCAGAGGCAGGAGGUCCCUCCCAGCCUUCCACAGUAAUUCACAGCCCCUAUGUGAAACCAUCAGUCUGUCUUUACCUGACAACGAGAGACUGGAAAAGCUUUUCAAAGCUGCAAUGCAGAGGACAGUGAAGAGGGUCAAAAGCAGUUUAUACACUAUUCCUGGUGUUGAUAUGGAGUCGCUUCAGACUCAAGUUGAGACUUUGCAAGAAGAAUGGGACAGUCUGGCCAAAGAGAUCAGCAGAGAAACUCAGAAUUCACUCCCAAGCGUAGAGAGUGAACCGCUUGUUAAAGGGACCACUGCACGCAUUCAGGAGGACAUCGACAGGUUACAGGCUGAAAGUAUGUCAUGGGAGUCUCUGUUAAAUAAACACCGGACCAAAGCUGAUGAACUGGACAAGUGUGUGGAGCGUGGAGAAGAGAAAGGAGUUCCACUGGAUCCAUCCUGCUUUGCCAAGUCCUCACAGAGUCAACUCAUUCUGAAUAAACCUGACUACAAGUCAGUGCUCAUCAAGCAGCAAAAACUACUCCGAAACAUGGAGCUAGUGAUGGACUCUCAGUGUUGUAUAAUGAGGGAACUGCUGUCUUUUCAUGAGAAAUCUCAGCUACUGGUAAAGGAGACUAGUGCCAGACUGGCUUGCAGGGCUGGAUUCCAAAAUCUCCCUUCAUCUCCAGUCAGACAGCUGAUGAAAGGACCCGUAUCUAAUGUGUCCUCCUAGUGUACAGUGCUGCAAUUACUUGCAUAUGAUUCAGUGUUUACACCGCAAACUUCUGUUGAUAUUAUAAUACAAUCUUGGCUAUGCAUGAUUAACCUUUGUAACAUUAGUUGUUUUUUCCUGUAACGUUUAUUUGUUCUUUUGAAAUACACAUGCUCUUUGUUUUAGUAACUAUUGCAAAUGAGUAUAUGACUUAUAGCUCCAAGUUUUCUCUGAGUUCUCUGUAUGGACAGUAACUUGAAUUGAUGACUUUAAAACAUGCAUCAUCUAGUUUUCAUUUGUCUCUGAUGUUAAAUGAGAGAUUACAAACUUUUAGAAUUAGUACAUGAUGCACCAAAAUGGGCACUAGAUGUCUAAUUAUUCACCUAGUGAUUCAAAGCUCUGCUUUUAUCCUCUUUUGAAAGAUUUUUGUAUA
Messenger RNA from Xyrauchen texanus (razorback sucker), 2234 nucleotides. RefSeq names its product kinetochore-associated protein DSN1 homolog. NCBI's taxonomy places the organism in Eukaryota, Metazoa, Chordata, Actinopteri, Cypriniformes, Catostomidae. Bases 806 to 1822 code for a protein of 338 amino acids. The transcript is spliced from 12 exons. Gene Ontology annotation, biological process: cell division; mitotic sister chromatid segregation. Gene Ontology annotation, cellular component: MIS12/MIND type complex. The record is from RefSeq and is a predicted model, not a curated record.